Messenger RNA from Thelazia callipaeda (thelaziosis nematode), 204 nucleotides. The record is from the annotation of a GenBank genome assembly. NCBI's taxonomy places the organism in Eukaryota, Metazoa, Nematoda, Chromadorea, Rhabditida, Thelaziidae.
AUUUUCAGAAGAGAUUUUGAUUGGCGUUGGGUUGAUUAUCAUGAAAAAGCUUAUUCACACUUAGCUGAACAAGCUUUAGAUUUAGCACGUUAUUUAAAUGAACCUCGUCCUAAGCAUUAUUGGCAAGAUGGAACGCAAAUCUUUGCUGAUGGAUAUAAUGAUUUUGAUAAAAUUUCUUCAAAUGUUGUCCUUUCUGAUUGUUAG